Dentiscutata erythropus is the source of this 264-nucleotide messenger RNA. Lineage: Eukaryota; Fungi; Glomeromycota; Glomeromycetes; Diversisporales; Gigasporaceae. The record is from the annotation of a GenBank genome assembly.
AUGUGUUCAAUAUCAUCAGAUUGGUUAGAGAUAGUGGAAUAUGAAAUGGCAGCCAAAACCCAACAGGAAAGGCAUAAGGCUAAUGUCAUUUGUGAGGAAAAUUCUACAGCUCCCAAAGAAGAAAGUUCUGGAAAUUUUCAAACACCUCAGAGAAAAUUGGAAACAAUAUACUCUCUUAGGAAACAAAAUCAUAGUCAAGUUUCUUCACUAAGCCAACAAGGUGAAGGGCCACUUACUCUGCUAUUUCCCCCAGAAUCAAUAUAA